Penaeus vannamei (Pacific white shrimp) is the source of this 1708-nucleotide messenger RNA. The record is from RefSeq and is a predicted model, not a curated record. NCBI's taxonomy places the organism in Eukaryota, Metazoa, Arthropoda, Malacostraca, Decapoda, Penaeidae.
ACGAAGCAAGAUGUUUAAUAUCUUCAGUUCCUUCCCAACCCGCGUGUUACUCGACGCGGUUCUACCCGUUCUGCGGCUCCUACUCGCUUCGGUGAUGAAAGAAGCCCUGCUCACAGCUUCCGAUCUUCGACCUCCUGAAAAACUCACGGUGCAAUACGACUUUAUUGUGGUGGGCGGGGGGACGGCCGGAAGUGUGGUGGCCGCCCGACUCGCCGAAGUUAGCUGGUGGCGGGUGCUGGUGCUGGAGGCCGGGGGGUCGCCGCCCCUGGAGAGCUACGUCCCUGGCCUCGAGGGGCUGGGGUACCUUCGGGGGAACAACAACUGGGAUUACGUGACGGAGCGGCAGAGGAACGCGCUGAAGAAUUAUGACGGGCAGAGCGCACCUAUUCUCCAAGGACGCGUUCUAGGAGGCUCCAGCACCACCAACGAGAUGCUCUACGUCCGGGGGAAUCGUCGAGACUUCGAUCACUGGGCGGACCUUGACAACCCCGGCUGGGACUACGAAUCGGUGCUCUACUACUUCAGGAAAGCGGAGGACUAUCGCGGUGGACACUUGGGGGACACAGGUGAGCUUGUCAAUAAAGAUAACAUGUUCGUAACAGGUCCGGGGGUCUCCGCCGCGUUCGCUCAGCGGGAGGUCAUCCUAACAACAGGUGCCUUGGCGUCGCCGAAGCUGCUUAUGGUGUCAGGUGUCGGUCCCGCUCGCCACCUCGCUCGCCACAACGUGGAAGUGAUAGCAGACAUCCCCGGCGUCGGCCAGAACCUGCAGGACCACCUAGGGGUGUUCGGACUCACCUGGACCGUCCGCCAAGGUUCCCUCCCUCUGCUGGGUACGAGUCUGAGUCCGGAUGCAGUCAAGAGUUAUGUGAAGACAAGAGGAGGUGAGAGUUCCUUUUCGGUUGAUGUGGACGAUUGGGCCGCGCACAGCUUCAACCUCUCCUCGGCCACAGGUCCCUACGCGGCGCCCUUGGGGGACCACGGCAGCGUCUGGCUCAAGGUCACGGAAGGAGGUCACGAGGGUCACCCCGACGUGGAGGUCCGGCUCUCUCCUGCGGCCCAGCACCUCGACCUAGGACUCUUCUCGCCUCACGUGUAUAGGAUGGACGAGCUGUUGAACACUUUUGUAGAGUUAAGUUUUAGGUUCAUAUGGCAGGAUAAAAGGAAAUAUAAAAAAUAUUACAUACCCCUAUUUGGCCGGGAAGGCUUCACACUCCUGCCUAGCCUCCUGAGACCGAAAAGUCGGGGUUCGGUCACGCUUCGGUCAAGAAACCCGACUGAUUUGCCUGUCAUUGAUCCAAAUUAUUUAAGUCACCCCGAUGAUCUUGAGACGUUGGUUGCCGGUAUCAAAAUUGCGCUAAAUUUAGGAAACGGAACAAGUUUCAUGGAAAAUUUUGGUGCCGAGUUCCACGACAAGCCAGUCCCAGGGUGCAAAUUGAAAUCCUUUGGCACCGACGACUACUGGGCAUGUUAUGUACGUCACAUGGCAUCCUCCUUCUGGCACCCGGCUGGCACCUGCAAGAUGGGACCCGUCUCGGACCCGGACGCCGUGGUUGAUCACAAACUCAGGGUACGAGGCGUGUCCGGGCUGCGAGUUGUGGAUGCCUCGGUCAUGCCCGUUAUUACAUCCGGCCCCAUCUUAGCGCCGGUUGUCAUGAUCGCCGAAAAAGCAGCGGACGACGUCAAGAAGGAAUGGGGGAUCGAUGUCUGA